CGAAAGUUUUCCUUCGCUUGGUCGUCGGUGGAAAAUUGUUAAUAAGUGUUGAUUUUUCCUUUCUGGGAGGAAAUUAUUGGUUAUUUUUCAUUGGUGCAUUGUGUGUUGCGAAAAUCGAAAAUUUGUCCCGUUCUAUGUGCGUCAUCAUGCGUUUUCCUAGAAUAAUUAAUGAAUAGGGAAUCAAAAUAAAAUCGAUAAAAUCAAAAAUUUAAAAAGGAUAGUGCAGAGUGUUUGAAAUGUGGGUGUUCAACGAUUUUGGAUGAUGUUCAGCUACUUCCAACGAACCUUGAGAAAGUUAAAGUGAAGUGCAAUUUUCGCCUAGGUGAAGGUGAAAAACGAAAAAAGUGACUCGCGAAAAUUAAUCAGGAAGUCAAGAUUUUACUGCAGUCAAAUAACGAAUUCGUUAGUUUCGGAUACACUCGCCUGAGCUAGAUGAUAUCUUGAAUUAUGAGUGUGGAGGUUAACCCAAGUGAUGUACUCGCUAAAUCGUAUUAACAGUAAUCCAUAAAAGUCUUCUAAUCGAAUAUAUUAAAAAUGUUGGUGUCAAAAAUAAACCAAAGCAUAAAAAUGAAUAAAAGUUAAUAAAUUCGUCCUCCCAUCGGCGUGACAAAUUUGCAUAAAAUCCAGUGAAAUCGAUAACUCAUCCAACGGAAUAGUGCAAUUCAAGAAUAUGUGAUUUCCCCAAUAAAACCGCCACCAAAACGGACUCGCACGCCGGAUAUUACACGACUUGCAAUUUUAUCUCUGCAUAUAUCGACCAUAUAAUGACUUGCACGAUGACUCGUCCUUCCACCUACUCGCUCGCGCCCCACCUCACCGGCUAGCCUCCUUCGAGUCACCGUCGGUUGCCUAUCUCAACCGCCCACCCCUAGUGAUAUCCUUGAAUUUUAUAUGGUAAAUUUAUGAUAUGGAAAUAUGAUGGAAACCCUAGUGAACUUAAGUCCAGGCCUGCUGUUCCUUGUCAAGCGACGUUCAACGAGCAAGCGUAGGAGCCGUGGUAGUGGCUCGUGCUAGGUGAAUGUUUCCCAUUUGUCCUGUGCAGAUACUCGGUCUAUACAUUUACCCGAAGCAAUGUGACUUUGGACAAAUUUAUUGCAACAACAUCAUCUUAAAUAUUGUCGUCUCACCGCGUCUCUCGUCACCGGAAUCAUUUCUAAAGGACUAACAACGUAGAGGAUUUGUCGCAAGAACAACGUGAAAAGAACUCUAACGAGUUGCGGAUAAUAUUAUGGGAGAUUUACAAGCAACCGUCGAGUUUUAUGUCGAAUUGUAUAAAUUUUACAAUGUUGACUUAUUCCAGAGAGGAUUCUACCAAGUGCGAUGCUCUCUUCGCGUUGCCCCACGCCUACCAGUACAAGUUGAGACCUGUAUCCCCGAUCCGCAACAGUAUCCCCUGCAGCCAAGUAAUCAACAACAAUCCCAACAAACGCAACAUCAUCAACAAUCCCAACAGCAACAGCAACAAAACCAACAACAGUCAGAACAGCAGCAGCAACAGCAACACCAAGGAAAUUUCGUCCCAAGUUCCGCAUGCAUCGUUGGCGGAUGCGGGGCGUCACGCGUUUUUCAGAUUCUUUAUCGUAAUGAGGAAGUCAAUUUGCGUGACGUGAUUUUAUUUCGGGCACAUCUUCUCGUGGAUAGUCGUCACUUAAAGGAGUCAAUUGAGCGUGCCGAAUUCUCAUUAAAUUUAGAACUUUGGUUUGCCGAGCAGCCAGGUCAAAGUCUAUCUCUAGCAUCAUCGCGAAUUUUACAGUUGAAUUUCCAUCCAGGACGAGGACUUCACUAUCAUUUACCUGUGCUCUUUGACUAUUUUCAUUUGGCAGCAAUUAGCCUAGGAAUUCAUGCCAGUCUAGUGGCUCUGCAUCAACCCUAUAUCAACGCUCCGCGUAGCACGAAACCAUGGAUUGGAAGUGGGAAGUUGAGUUGCCGAGGAAGCAUGUCUCCGGGACCCUUGGAGGCAGUGUUUUUCGGACCCCAGGUUGGAGCUAGCGCAAAAUGUGGUGGAGGUGCGGCAGGAAGGGUCCUCCAUGCUCGACAUGUCCAUCGAGAAAUUUGUGCCUUGCUUCUGGGAGCAGUCGAGUCUCUUAAGCUAAAUCUUAUUGAGUUCAGCACAGUAUUGCCGGCCCAAUGGAGCACAAUCAUCAACUCACCAACACCACAUGAAAAUGAGACAGCAGAAAGGUUGCAAAAGCUCACGGAUCAGGCAAAGCUUCACGAUACUGAAGACGACUUCGCUGCACGUGCCAAUUCCGAUAUCGCUCAACUUUGUGCCGAAUCUAUAAUGUAUUGGCGUCGAAUAAUUUCGGUGUCUUCACAACCAGCUAUCCAUGGACUGCUUGCCAAAAAACAUCAUAUCCUACGUGUCAGAAGAUUUGCUGAAGGUUUUUUUGUUAUGGAGAAUCCUAGACACUCGGCGGCUGGCUGCUAUGACAACAAUUAUCAAAGCUAUGUGGCAGUAUGUGAAAUGGCGCGCAGAAGUCGUUACCUCCAGUCACUGCCUCCUUUGCCAGUACACUGUACCCCUCUCGACGGUGAUUCGAACUCUUUGCCACUUAUAUUCGAAGAUCGCUAUCAGGAUCCACCAAAAUAUUCCCGCAGAAGAAUUGGCAGUGAUCCACAUUUGAACGGAUAUGAUCCUACUGUGACAAAGCCAGUUUUACCAAAAAAUGGAAAGAUCGCUGGUAUGUCAACCACCGGCAACAGAAAAGAAUGUUCCUGCGGCAUUAGCUACGAAUAUAAAAGACCACCUCCAUUGGGCAAUUAUCUAGGAGUUAUGACUCCAAGGUUUGCCUUAGGAGGGGAGAUUUUGCAAGCAAGUUUAACUAUCACUCCUGCUGCAACUCAUAACAUGAACGAAAGAACUCUAUCGAGACAUUCAGUGUCCACUCUACUAGAAGCAGGGGAGUGUCCUUUAGAUCACAGAAGCGCUUUUUAUACAGCUGGGGGAGGGACACUUCCAACUAGACAUAGCAAAUCUCUUGACCAGCUUGAAACAGCUUUGGUUCCUGUACAACACCAGUCGCCCAACUAUUUAAACGGUUCCGUACAAUACCAUCUCAAUGGAAAUGCUUACUCUCCCAUUACUCCUCAAAACACUCUUGUGAGAAGAGGAAAAGUUCAAGCUGAUGACCUUCUUAGGAACAUUAACGAAUUCCGUGAAAAAUAUAAAAAUCCAGCCGAUCCAAGCAGAAGAUUUCGUCAAAAUAAUAACUUAAUCAAUGGAAACGAUAACUUCUACAGUCAAAAACCUAUAAACUUCGGAGGAACUCUAAAUAGACCGAUUGAUUCGAAUGACCAACAAAAGCAACUAAAAAGAGACUAUCUCCACGCAAUGAAGCCUCAAAAUCAAAAGCAACAAAGCAGCGUAUACUACAACUCGCUACCCAAAGGGACAGUAAUGGGCGUUCCUCCUAGAAAUUCCUAUCCUCCAGUGAGAAGUAAAAAGCAAUCACCUUUCUGUUCAGGCAAUAUUAAUUCCCAACAAUCAACUGGAAUUCCACGUAGCAAUUCCUCUCAGACACUAAGAAAUAUCUCCCAAGGAGGAAUACCACGCGCUGUAGAAAUAGCUCGGGUUCGCGUAUCAGACCUAAAAGAAAUGAUGAAAAACGGGACACUCAACAAAGACUCGAGCAGCUCUGAAAGUGACAUCCCAAUGUCUAAAGCACAAGCGGCCAAAGAAAAACGGUUGCUCUCGUCGGCAAGUGUUCCUUUCAAACUCGAAUCUCUUGAUUCUGACCAAAAUCCAGGAUUCAGUGAAAGUUUACCAAAUUUAGCACCACCUCCUCAAUUCGUCACCUCACCCAUCUCCAAAAGAAAAACAAGCAGUAGCUCUACGUCUUCACUCAGCGAGCAAAGUGGGUGGGUAUCAAGCCACAGAAGCUCAGGCCCAUCUAGCCCUGAAACACUCAAAGAAGAGCAAAAUGCACAACAGCAGAAAAUGGUUAAUGGGGAACAGUUAAGAAAAAAACUACUAAAACUGCUUGAUGAACAAUCAAAACAGACAACUUUAGAGAAACCCAACCGUCUCACAAAUGGUCCGCAAAAAUUGAUAAGCAAAAACGGAGACGUUCCAGUACAUAGAAAAGUUUCUUCAGUAACGAUACGACCUGGUCGACCAGAACGAAUUCAAAACUCCCAAAAGCAGCGCGCUAUGGAAGAUGAAUGGAUUGAAACUCCACCUGUUCAGAACGGCCUCCAUCCAUAUAUAAGAAAAGAAAUACAACACCUUCAGAAAUCUGAUCUGGACCAAAUGCAAACAAAGCCUCAAAAGACGAAGAAAACCCGUAAACCUGCUGAGAAAUCGAAAUCCGACUUUGAUCUAACCAAUAUUAUAGACAACCCUUUUGAAAAUCUUCACCUUCCUCCCCCGAAGCAAUUUCAAGAUGAUCUUCUGCCACCAGACGAAUUCCGGGAUCCGCCUUCAUCAACUAAAGUGUAUGACACGCCCACUUUCAAACCCAUACCAAUUCGAGAACCUAUUGGAGCCAUAGAUAAUCCAGUCUACCACGUCUACGAAGCGUUGAGACCUCAUCUCCUGGAAAAUAACAACAAGCCAGUGCUAAAGUCACAAAGUAGCACAGAACUAACAGGAAGCUUGGAAAAUGGUAUGACCAGCAACCAAUCCGAAAAUCAGGAUGACGAAAACGAUCGUGAUAGCUACAAUCCCUCCGUAAAUAUAAAAUUCAAUGGAAUCUCCGAACAACGUCCCUACAAACACUCAAAACGAAAAAACCAGGAGUCAACUUUAUCCCUCUUGGAAUUUGAAAAGUGCAGGGAAGAGUUUAGGAAACAGAUCAAAUAUGGUGGAUCAAUAUAUUCCGACUUUCCGAAGCUCGCAUCCGAUUUGCCGUACUUUCAUAUAAGUGACGAGUAUCGGGCCUUCUCGCCCAAUGGCUUGCAUUUAAUUAUCUGUGUUCAUGGUUUGGAUGGGAAUUCCGCCGAUCUGAGACUGGUUCGCACAUACUUGGAGCUAGGAUUACCUGGUGCUCACUUGGAGUUUCUUAUGUCUGAGAGGAAUCAAGGUGACACCUUUUCGGAUUUCGACACUAUGACCGACCGACUUGUUGCUGAAAUCCUGUAUCAUAUUGAAACUUGUGGAUUGAAUCCAAACAGAAUAUCGUUUGUGGCUCAUUCGCUAGGAACAAUCAUCGUCCGAUCAGCUCUUGCAAGACCACAAAUGCGGCCACUUCUGCCUAGGCUGCAUACGUUCUUAUCACUGUCUGGUCCGCAUCUAGGAACGCUAUAUAACUCUAGUGGACUUGUUAAUAUGGGAAUGUGGUUCAUGCAAAAAUGGAAAAAAUCUGGCAGCCUUUUACAAUUAUGCCUUCGUGAUGCCCCCGAUUUACGUCAAAGUUUCUUAUACCGACUAAGCCAACGCAGCACUUUGCAUCAUUUCAAAAAUGUCCUGCUUUGUGGAUCGAGUCAGGAUCGCUAUGUUCCGCCUCAUUCAGCUCGUUUGGAACUGUGCAAGGCAGCUAUACGUGAUAAUUCAAAUUUAGGAAGUGUUUACAGGGAAAUGGUCCACAAUAUAAUCGCACCAAUGUUAGCUAGACCCGAGCUUCGUUUAGCCCGUUUCGAUGUUCAUCAUGCCCUCCCUCACACAGCAAAUGCGCUCAUCGGUAGAGCAGCCCAUAUUGCUGUCCUUGAUUCUGAACUAUUUAUUGAGAAAUUUCUCCUUGUUGCCGGACUUAAGUAUUUUAGCUAGCUGGAGUUUAUCAGUACGUACGGAAACUGUGUGGUUUUUAAUUGUAUAUUGUUCUUGUAAUUUUUACUCUGACGGAAUCCUUACUAGAUUUAGUAACCUACGAAAAAAAUAAAUUGUUAAAAUUAAAAAAAUUCAAGGAACUGAAACUAAUCAGAUAUUAUAUGUAUAGUGAAGAGAUGUAUUGGACUUUAUCUACGAAUAUUUAAAAAGGAACCACAUCAAGCGCAGAAUGCUUGAGAAGCUAUUGUUAAGCAUGAACCUUAAUUUUAAAGAAGAUGGGAAACUUGAACUUAUGGACAUUUGCUGUAAAUGGAACUUAUUAUGAUAAUUGCGUCAAUUAUUCAAUUCAUAAAAAUCUAUAAAACUAUUGAAUAACAAAAAAAAAAGAAAGGGAGAAAAUCAAAUAUGAAUGAGAGUAUUCCAACAUUCUCGACCAGUUCUGAUUGGUUUCCUCAGCAAGUUUAACUUGACACGCCAGUGAAUAUUAUAAGCAUAAAGAGAUAUAGGAGAAUACGGAACCACUCUAGCCCGACCGAGAAUCCUUUUUUACUCGGCUGAUACUAUAAGGAAUCUGCCCAACACCGACAUAUUAAAACGAGACGACCCCGCUUCUCAACGGAACAGAGAUUGAAGAAAAAGAGGAAGUGGCAGGAAAAAACCCAACUUUGGGCGACCCCUGAUAAGCCAUCGGUGUCAGCCCUUGACUGUACACUUCCACCUUCCCUAGGCUUCCAAAAAGCAACUUCCUUUGUAUUUUGCGUUAUCAAAAUGUCCCUCCCUCCCAAAGCACAGCGUAUCGAACUCUUAAAGUAUUGCCGUCAGACCUCUCCAUUCAAUAGCAUUUGGAUUCGCGAUAGCCUGUUCCUUGCCAUUCAAACUACCUAGAUGAACUUUUUUUUAUCUUUAUUACCGACUAUCGAGAACAGUAGUUCAACAGCAAGGGACAGCAUGCAGUAGCCAAAUUAGUGAAACCUUAACCUGUCAAUCUUGCUGUAUUCAUUUUUCCUUGCACUCUCCCCGCGGGAUUCCCAUUUGGUAUUAAGUCGCGGGGCUGGAUCAGAAUUUAUUCUGCGCUCGUGUUAACAUUCGUGUUUCUCUCGCCAUCCUGCCUGGCUGCAAUCACCUUUUCGAUUUCGGUCUAUAUCCGCUUUGCUUUCACCAUAUGUUCCAGUAUAUAUCCGGGUGUCAAGUGCCCCUCAGUUGUAGCUUCCAAUACAGCCCUUUGGACUGCGAAUCUCGGGCAAGGAAAGAAGACAUGUUCUGCGUCCUCUGCAAUAUUUGGGCACUUUGGGCAAUAUGGCCAACCAUCAUGCUCAAGAAUUGAGUUAGAUCGAAACCUACUUCGCCGUGGGGUCGCUUGAUCCAUUCCCGGAUAUACCAUAGGAUUCUGUAAUCCAGCGGCCUUCUUCUGACUCAUCCCACCUCUCCCGCCAUUCCCCGAUAGUUUCAGUUCUGCUGACGGCCAGGUGAUUCUCCGGUGAAAUACGCUCGAUCGUAAAGUCGCUGCCUUUCUUUCGCCAGAAUCUCAAUCGAGACCAUUCACUUUUUCUGCUGUAUUUUUUUAUUUUGCUGUAUUUUUCAGUCCAUUUACCCAUACUGGGGCUGCAUACAGUAGGAUCGAACUGACCACCUUCGAAAUAAGGAGGCCUUGAGCCACAUAUACUUGAUAGCAUUCUCGCAAUCAGUGCUCCGAUGUUAUAUGCCUUGGUUGUUGCACCCUCCACAUGCAAUCUAAAGUUUAGUCUCUGGUCAAUCAUAACGCCUAAGUGCAUAAGCCCAAACUCGGAAUGAAUUGUUUGUGUUCCAACUUUCCUCUUCAUGGACGUGCAUUUUCUCAGCGUGGUAAUAAGUACUACUUCCGUCUUAUGUUCUGCGAGCUGUAGACCAGAAUUCCCUAACCAGCAUUUAAUCUCAUAGACUGCUUCAUUUGCAUAAAACUCGACUUCUUCGAGGAGGCAUGCAAGAAUUGUCACACCAAUAUCAUCCGCAAAACCAAUGGAGGCCACACCAGUAAGAAAGUCUAGCGCCAGUACUC
Messenger RNA from Hermetia illucens (black soldier fly), 7739 nucleotides. RefSeq names its product protein FAM135B. NCBI's taxonomy places the organism in Eukaryota, Metazoa, Arthropoda, Insecta, Diptera, Stratiomyidae. The record is from RefSeq and is a predicted model, not a curated record. Bases 1229 to 5704 code for a protein of 1491 amino acids. The transcript is spliced from 9 exons.